Molecule: messenger RNA, 3871 nt
Organism: Porites lobata
Lineage: Eukaryota; Metazoa; Cnidaria; Anthozoa; Scleractinia; Poritidae
Source: the annotation of a GenBank genome assembly
GUUCAACAACUGGGAAGAUCACACCGGUCAAACCAGACAAGGUACAUGCACUGCCAAAACAUAAACAUUCCUAUCCCUUUGAUAUAAGCUAUUUUCUAGAGAAGAAGCUAGAGUUGCUGGAGGCGUACACUACAUCCAUAUCUCAAUGGCUGCACGCUGCACGUUUACCACUUUUUAAUUGUACCUUCGCUUGAUUAACCUUGUUGGAAGGGUAGCGUUCUGCCAAGCAGGUUUAAACCCGCCGUUCAAGCCAAACACCAACCAGGGUCUUCAAAAAACUGAUAAGAUCAUGCUGGCCGUUAUGUAAGAUCUUGUCUCAGUAUAGAUCUGGUAAUCACGUCAGUAGGCGGUGAUGUUAAUCCAUUGGCCUUGUCUCUUUCACUCUUCCCUAACAAUUCGAAGGGGAGGUAAAAAGAACCCACACUACUAUUCGUAAAGAGAGUGAGACGUAGACCUCUUUGGUGUGGUUUAUCUCUCACGUGAAGGGGCUGUCACGGGGCCGCAAUACUUGGCUUCUCACUUUUACGGUUACUCUGCCAGAAAAUGGACAAUCUAGUAAAACAAGAAUAAAAUUUCUUGUGACUAAAAUUCUGAAGGCUUUCCUGGAAUAUCAAUACUUCCAUAGUAGCCUGUGUACAGCAACCUCCUCCCCUUAGGAAAAAACCGGGAAAGGGGAGGGGGUGGCUGUACACAGGGUACUCUCAUCAUCACUUUUCCUUCGCCAAAAUCCCCUUUGUACCAUGGGAGUCAGAAGAGGGAGAUAUUACGUGAUAAUGUCCACCGUCUAAUUGGCGCGCUCGGGAGCUCCCCUUUUUGCUCUAAAUUUGACUUUGUUUUAAUAUCUGGCUCUGAGAGUUUUACUCUAAUGUUUUCUUUGUUUUUUUUUUUUUAGUGGACCAAUCUAUAAACUUGUAACAACAAACUUGGGUGGUGAAAUAAGAUUUGCUGCGGCUGUGGCUCAACGGCUUCAGUCGUUAGGUAAUGUUUAAAUGUUUGUCAAACUCGGAAAAUCGUGAACACCAGACGCAUUCUGAAUUAUUCUCACGGAGUGCCAAGGAAAAGUACUCGCAAUAGGAGUCGAACCUUUUACCGUCUGGUUACUAGUCCAGAUGCACUACCACUAAGAUAUUCUUCUAGCACUAGUUCUAGACAUUCUAGCAGUAUAGUCAGUGUGAACAACCUGCAUGUAAUACUGCUAGAGUGUCUCGAACUAGUCCUAGCAGAAUAUCUAGUACAUUCUAGUCCUAGCAGUAUGCUGGAUGUUUGUCACGUAACCCUAGUUUAGUGGACUUAGCUCUCACGAGUCUCCUUUAGUACAGUGGUCCAGCAUCUGGACUAGUAACCAGGACAUAGGUUCUCUUUUGGUUUCCUAUCCAAGAACAUCAAUCCAUUCAACUAGACAGCCAUGACAGAGCGCCUUUAAGUUUUUGUUUUGUUUUCCCGCAGGUGCACUUACCAAAGGUGACAGACGAGCAGCGACUGGGGCCGACUUAACGCAGUUUAAUUUUGACACGUCUUACGGCCGAUCUGCACUCAGGAACAUGUACCAAGCCAUUACUUUGGUAUGUCAAUAGCCUGUUUCAGGAUAAAAGAUAAUAGCGCAGUCCUGCAGUAAAAAGUGAUGCGAAAAAUGCGCGGGGCUAGGGAAAGAGGUGGCGUUUGGGCGGUGUCUCUCCUAUUUUUCCCGCCAUCGCCCCUUUCCCCAGAUCCCGCGCGUCUUAUUUUCGCGACGUCUCUACUAUCUGAGAGCCUGGCACAAGCUAUACCGAAAAAUCCCAUUAUAUACGUUCAGGACUUUAACGUGGGAUUUUACGGUAACGGUAUGUCAGAAUUGGUCACGAAUUAGAACUAUGUGUACUUGUUGCUUGUGUCAUCUACGAGAAAACGUUUUUUUAUUUGAACGCGGAACUUUUUUGCCUUUUUUUUCAGCAAUCCAUUUGUCCUGGAGUUGCUUUGUCUAAGGUUCUGUCAGCAGCACAAAUUCCCGACAAGCAUGAAUUCACAGAGUUUAACUCCAUCGCAAGGGUGAGUUUUACUUCGUUGGUCGCGAACGUGGUUAAAACUCCUAUUUUAUUUCUCUCCUUAAAAGUGGAUUUGGAAAGAAAAUUUAUGAUGUCAGAAACAAUUUUAUGUGUCAGUUAGGCAGUGAUAUUGCUUCAUAAAAAUUCUGGGCAACACGAGGGAAUGGAGAAAGGAUAUAGUCAUCUUGUAAUUACAUAUGGCAUGGUGCGAUCGGCAAAAAAUGACUUGACAGAAAAAAAUUAGAAAGGCAUUGCAUAUUGGCAACUCAAUACCCACCAGCUAUUUUGUAUUUAAACACGUCUGAUAAUGAAUUUCAUUUUUAGCUUAUGAAAUAAAUUUGGAAUCAGGGAAUGUUUCAUAUCGACUUUUAAGGCCAACAGGCCCUAUACUGUUGGUCAAUCGCGUGGACAAAAUUUCCGUGCGGGAGAGCAAAAAAAGGCAUUGGGACAAGAGACAAACAAAGGAAAUAAACAUUUGGAAAAAUGUAAGCUCCUUUUUUGUCUUGUCCCAUCGCGUUCCUUGCUCCUCAGCUGGCUUUUAUUGUUACCACGUGACUAGUCUAGCUUGCGUCACAGACAAAACUAAAUUCUGGUUAAGUCCGUCUGCAAGACAGCACCGAUAUCCUUGUUCUGGGCACCCACCUGUGUACCAGGAUUUGAGUAUGCGCCAUGAUUGCCAUCAGGUUGAAAGGAAAGGUCAGCAUUAGAGCCCCUUUCUCCCCUCGUGAAAUUUACACAAGGUAGAACUGUUUUCUGCUUUUAUAUCACACUUAGAUGAUAUUUCAAGCCGGAAAUGUUCAUGAAAGUGCUAGUCUCUUCAAUUUAAAAGAAAAAAAGAAAUUGAUAUGAAUGAGGAUUUGCUGGAUGGAAGUGAAAUAAUUUAAGUACAAUACCAACACAGCAUCAACCCUAACCCACAAAAAGAACCUAACAAGUUUAACCCUAAUCUGUAAAGGCAGUGCUUAACCCUAAUCUGUAAAGGCAGUGCUUAACCCUAAUCUGUAAAGGCAGUGCUUAACCCUAAUCUGUAAAGACAGUGCUUAACCCUAAUCUGUAAAGGCAGUGCUUAACCCUAAUCUGUAAAGGCAGUGCUUAACCCUAAUCUGUAAAGGCAGUACUUAACCCUAAUCUGUAAAGGCAGUGCUUAACCCUAAUCUGUAAAAGGCAGUGCUUAACCCGGGUUAGUAAAGGGGAAAACUACGUGGUGUAAAUUUCGUGAGGCGUCCGAAGGGGCUACGGUCGAUGGGAUCUAAUGAUAACCGAAAGGAAAUUGGAAACGCACUUCCGGCAAAUCGCUGAAUCCGUUGGGGGCCCAGAACAAGGAUCUCGGCGCUGUUUCGCAGACAUUACUGGGAAUUGGCACUAAAAAAUAUAAAUAAAACCAAAUCGGCAAGUUUAAAUUUACGCAACUCUGCACAAAAGCUACUCUAGCGUAGGAGGAUUUGAGGAAUUUAAUCUAGUAUAGGGUAGCAAAAUUCAGCUGAACUAGCUCUGGUAUAGGCUAAGGGUUACAGGGUUCCAGCGGCAAAUCACCACCCGAGAUUACAUCUGCGACACAGGCUAUUGGUAGUCUAGUUUCAUAUCAGUGGUGACUCAUGAAGAAAGUCUUUCUCAGUGGUUGUCAAUUACAUUUACCGAGGUGUCCAAAUGACUGAGUUACUCUCAAGUUUCACAAAGCCCUGUUUUCUUUUGUUUCACAGCAAUGUCUUCUGUCCAUGGGAGUAACAGACGCCAGUUUUGCAGUGAAAGACAAAGAAGCCAGCGAUGUGGGAAAAUUUCUCAACCGUAUUUUGGGUCUUAGUGUGGAAAGACAAAAUUUGGUAAGUACAAAGAUCCUAUGGUGGAUAUAA